AAAGCACACCUUAAAUGCCUCACUUUUAAACAAGCCUCACAUAGGCCAUAUAGGGCACCACACCACACCACACCACUCAAAAAAAGAGCCACAAACCCUCCCAUUCACCAAAGCCAUGCACCAAGUUUUGCACACUGCAUGGUGCGUCCCCGGCUGGGUCGAGGCCCUCCUCGCCCUCGCCUGUUUCCUCAGCCUCCACUACUUUCGCCAACGCAAGGAACCUGUCAUCGAUUGGCCCAUCCUGCACCAUCUCCCUGCCCUUCUCAUCCACCUACCCCAUGUCCACGAUUGGACCACCUCGAUGCACAGCGCUAUCGGCCCCACCAUACCGAUCCUCGGCCCAAUCUUCUCGAACAUGGACAGAAUCAUAACUUGUGACCCUCAAAACCUGGAGUACAUGCUCAAAACUCGAUUCUCUAACUUCCCGAAAGGAAAACUUUUCCAUGACAUGUUUGAAGAGUUUUUAGGAGAUGGCAUCUUUAACAUUGAUGGUGAUGCAUGGGAGGCUCAGCGACGAACUGCAAAUUCUCAUGUGCACUCAAAGGGAUUCCGAUCGUUUGUGGCCGCGACCAGUCGUGGGCUUGCAAAUGACCGGCUUGUGCCCCUUCUUCGAAAAUUUGCUACUGAAGGGGCGGCCAUAGACUUGCAGGAAAUCAUGAUGAGGUACACCAUGGACACGGCCUGUGCUGCAGUGUUCGGGGAGAGUGUGGGGUGUUUGUCGGAGGGGUUGCCAAAUGUGCCAUUUGCAAAUGCGAUAAACGACGCUAUGCAGGCAGUGACUGUGAGGCAUGUGUUGCCCACAGCAUGGUGGAGGGCGAUACGGUGGCUGGGGCUCGGAAUGGAGCCUCGGUUGGAACGAGCGGUGCGCACUAUGGACGAGUUUGUGGCCCAGCAGGUGGCUCGAAGGAGGCAUGUGAGCAGCGGUAGAGGAGGCGGGGACUUGCUGUCAGUUUACGCGGCCACUAAAGCUAGCAAGACUGACAGGUACCUACGAGACGUGGCAGUGAACUUUUUACUAGCGGGCAGAGACACAACGGGUGCAGCCCUCACAUGGUUCUUCUGGCUUGUGUCGACGCACCAGAACAUAGAGGCCAAAAUCAUAGAAGAGCUCAAAGCCAAGGGGACAGACGACCAUCGCGAGCUUGUAUAUCUGCAUGCCGCACUUUGCGAAACCAUUCGACUCUAUCCUUCAGUUCCAUUAGACCACAAAUGUGCCCUAGAAGAAGACAUUUUACCUGAUGGGACAAUACUAAAAUCAGAAACAAUGGUGCAUUAUAGCAUAUAUGCGAUGGGGAGAAUGGAAUGGUUAUGGGGGAAAGAUUGCUUAGAAUUUAGGCCUGAAAGGUGGCUUGGAGAAGAUGGAAGGCUCAAAGGAGAAGGUGGUUUUAGGUUUUUGGCCUUUAAUGGAGGACCAAGGACUUGUGUGGGAAGAGACUUGGCCUUUGUGCAAAUGAAGUAUGCGGCUUCUGCAGUGUUGAGUGCAUUUCAAUUAGAGUUGGUUAAGGGGCAUAGGGUUUCUCCCAAGACUUCUGUGAUUUUAGUCAUGAAGAAGGGGCUCAUGGUUAGGGUCAAGGAAAGAGAAGGGAGUUGGUGAAUAGUUAGAAUAGUUUUAAUUGUGGCUUGUGUGAUUUCAAAUAUAUAAUGAGUGUGAUGUUGAAAGAUUUUACAUUAUGGGUACUUUUAGUUGUUUACACUUCUCACUUCAUCACAA
Amborella trichopoda is the source of this 1711-nucleotide messenger RNA. Its product is annotated as cytochrome P450 86B1. Gene Ontology annotation, molecular function: iron ion binding; oxidoreductase activity, acting on paired donors, with incorporation or reduction of molecular oxygen; monooxygenase activity. Lineage: Eukaryota; Viridiplantae; Streptophyta; Magnoliopsida; Amborellales; Amborellaceae. The record is from RefSeq and is a predicted model, not a curated record.